Molecule: messenger RNA, 1188 nt
Organism: Penicillium cataractarum
Lineage: Eukaryota; Fungi; Ascomycota; Eurotiomycetes; Eurotiales; Aspergillaceae
Product: mannitol-1-phosphate 5-dehydrogenase
Exons: 2
Coding region: 1-1188 (395 amino acids)
Biological process (GO): mannitol catabolic process
Cellular component (GO): cytosol
Molecular function (GO): mannitol-1-phosphate 5-dehydrogenase activity
Source: RefSeq, a predicted model, not a curated record
AUGGGAAUGAAGGCUAUUCACUUUGGCGGUGGCAACAUCGGCCGUGGCUUCGUUGCCGAGUUCCUGCACACUGCAGGCUACGAGGUCGUCUUCAUUGAUGUCAUGGAUAACAUCAUCAACGAGCUACAGAAUACCAAGUCUUACCAAGUCACCGAGGUCAGCGAAGCUGGUGAGACCACCAAGACCAUCACCAACUACCGCGCCAUCAACUCCAAGACCCAUGAGCAAGACGUCGUUGAAGAGAUCUCCACGGCUGACAUCGUCACCUGUGCCGUGGGUCCCAACAUUCUCAAGUUCAUUGCUCCCGUCAUCGCCAAGGGCAUUGACAUCCGCUCUACCCCCAAACCACUGGCCGUCAUUGCCUGUGAGAAUGCCAUCGGUGCCACCGACACUCUCCGUGGUCACAUCGAGUCCCACACGGACUCGGAGCGUCUCGAGACUAUGGGUGAGCGUGCUCAAUAUGCCAACUCUGCCAUCGACCGCAUUGUCCCGGCUCAGGCCCCCAACAGCGGCUUGAACGUGCGCAUCGAGAAGUUCUACGAGUGGGUUGUCGAGAAGGGUCCCUUCGGCAACGUGGGCCACCCAAACAUCCCCGCCAUUCACUGGGUUGACCACUUGGAGCCAUACAUUGAGCGCAAGCUCUUCACCGUCAACACCAGCCACGCCACUGCUGCGUACUAUGGCCGCUACGCCGGCAAGAAGACCAUUGCCGAGGCCAUGCACGACUCGUACAUCCGCGGCGUCGUCCGUGAUGUGCUCAAGGAGACUGCCUCGCUCAUCAUUGACAAGCACGAGAUCGAAGCUCAGGAGCAGCAGGAAUACGUCGAGACCAUCAUCGCCCGUAUCUCCAACCCUUACCUGGAAGACAGCGUCGAGCGUGUCGGUCGUGCACCCGUGCGCAAGCUUGGCCGUAAGGAGCGUUUCAUUGGACCUGCUGCUCAACUCGCCGAGCGCGGCAUGAAGUACGAUUCUCUCCUGGGUUCCGUCGAGAUGGCUUUGCGUUUCCAGAACGUCAAGGAUGAUGCGGAGAGUGUCGAACUCGCCACCAUUCUAAAGGAGAACGCGCCGGCCGAUGCGACAGUCCAACUGACUGGAUUGGAACGUACGCACCCACUCUUCUCGGCCGUCGUCAAGGUCGUGGACCAGGUGCAAUCUGAAGCCAAGGAAACUGGCCAGCCCCGCAUUUAG